Molecule: messenger RNA, 1576 nt
Organism: Spea bombifrons (plains spadefoot toad)
Lineage: Eukaryota; Metazoa; Chordata; Amphibia; Anura; Pelobatidae
Gene: EXO5
Product: exonuclease 5
Exons: 6
Coding region: 29-1270 (413 amino acids)
Biological process (GO): interstrand cross-link repair
Cellular component (GO): nucleus
Molecular function (GO): single-stranded DNA 5'-3' DNA exonuclease activity
Source: RefSeq, a predicted model, not a curated record
AUGUCCACAAUAUAGUGUCGUUCCGGCCAUGGCAAGCUGCGAUGAUCCUCAGGCGCCAUCCGCGAAAAGUACAGAGAAGAUACCGGAGCAGGAGGCAACGGAAGGUGCGGCGGACGCUCAGCUUCACGAACAGGAUAGAGACGGAUUCUCUGACAUCAGUGACUCAGAGCUGUUGGCGGUACCGGAGGAAGCUAUGAUUGGCAGCGGAGGUUAUGACCCAUUUGCAGAGAAGAUGGUGCAGCCAAAAGAAGUAGCUGAUGCCCAGGUUAAAAUUGAUGAUAGUCCAGGUACCUCAUCAGAGGUACACCAGAAGGAGAAAAGAGGAAUCACACAGUCUUUCAUAGACAUUACACAAAGAAAGAGGAAGCAGUUACCCCAAACUCCCCUGGAGAAGUACCACAUGAAGUAUUUGUGGGUGACUAACCUUUGCUCCCAGACAUGGUGUGAACAGCAGAUGGUGUAUGAGUUUGAGCUUCCGGCGUUCCUGCAGCCAGAGAAAAGUGCAGUAAUGAAUGCAGGAUCAAGUAUACACUUAGCCAGAGAGCUGGAGGUUCAUGAUGUUGUGUCAGUGACGACUCAGACACGAGAAGAUUCAUGGGCAGUAAAGUUUCUUAACAUCUUAUCGAUGAUCCCAGUUUUGCAAUCAGGUGGUCUUAUAAGAGAGUUUCCAGUUUUUGGAGAGCAAGAUGGUGUAUUUUUGGUGGGAGUUAUAGAUGAGCUGGGAUAUUCGCCCAAAGGAGAGCUGGAACUGAGAGAACUGAAAACACGAGGAAGCCCAACAUUGCCAAAAGCCGCCCAGAAGAGAAGCCAUGAGUUCCAGGUGUCCUUGUACAAGCUGCUCUUUGAUGGCAUGGUGAGCGGAGGACUACAACCAGAUCUGUUUAUUCAACACUUGCAUUUGAUGCCGGGUCAAGAAUUAGGAGUCCAGGUGAAAGAGCAUGCCAACAGAGUUGGCAUUACUGUGUCUACCUUCAUGGAACUUGCAGAGCUCACUUGCUUAAACCUUCAAUUUUCUGACCUGCCCAUGAUUGACAGUUUGAAAGUUGAGUAUUGCUAUCAGGAGAACGGAGCCAUGUUGGGAUGUGAAGUAUUACAUUUUAACAGAGAAACAGUUCUGGAACGCUUGAAGUAUUACAUGGAAUUCUGGAAGGGACUAAGGGAAACUCAGGGAGUGGACAUCGAAGAAGCCUGGAAGUGCAGAAUGUGUAGCUUUGCCAACAUCUGUGAAUGGAGGACAAGUAAAUCAACUGUGAAAAAGAGACCUAGAUGAAGUCAAAACCUUAUACUAAGAGCAGACACCAUCAUUCAACUGCUUUCUCAUCUGGUGCUCUUUUGUAUGGCUUUUUCACUUUUUUUUUUUUAAAACUAUUUCAUGUUGACACAAUAUUACCUAUUGUAACAUGUCAUCCAUUUUAUAAGCAUUAUUUCAAACACAAACUUUGCUGUUGCCCCUGGUUGAUGCUUGGUUACCUUUCAUAGGGUAGGGCAGGUAUCCCAUUUACUGUUUCUAUGAAAGUACUUGCUUCAAUUACAAACUGAACGUUUAAUGCGUACCUUUUCAAUUGGAUUAUUCAUG